UCCGAGCAGAGGGGAAAGUCAUCUAAGAGCUGCUGUUUCACAAGGUCUGGGCACAGAGCUGCCCCUCCCUUCCUCCCUGAAGUUUGCAUGAAGUGCACGUUAGGCUGUAAUUAGGGGAUCUGGGAGGAAAACUUUCCUGGUGACGCUUUGCUUUUCUUCUGCUCUGAGUGAGAAAGUGCCUCCUUCUUCUCUGGAGCAGGACCUCUGCCAUCCAGCGCCACAAAGACACAUUCUACACACGGACACACACAUACAAACACACUCAUGCGCGCGCGCACACACACCCUUGCCCAGAGACAAACUUAAGGUGAGGGGAAAGAGCUUUGGCUCCACUGGAUCUCCAGGCUCCAACUUCAGCAGGACUUGGGAGCAUCUGAACUUCUGGAUUUCGGGACAAGUGAAGAAGAUUCUUGGGGCUAUAAAGAUGAAGAGCCUACUUCUUCUGGUGCUGAUCUCCAUCUGCUGGGCUGAUCAUCCUUCAGACAACUACACUCUAGAUCAUGGCAGAGUUAUUCACAUCCAAGCAGAAAAUGGCCCCCAUCUACUUGUGGAAGCAGAACAAGCCAAGGUGUUCUCACACAGAGGUGGCAAUGUUACACUGCCAUGUAAAUUUUUUCGAGACCCUACGGCAUUUGGCUCAGGAACCCACAAAAUCCGAAUUAAGUGGACCAAGCUAACUUCAGAUUACCUCAAGGAAGUGGACGUUUUUGUUUCCAUGGGAUACCACAAGAAAGCCUAUGGAGGCUACCAGGGGAGAGUGUUUCUGAAAGGAGGCAGUGAUAAUGAUGCUUCCCUGGUGAUCACAGACCUCACCCUGGAGGAUUAUGGGAAAUAUAAGUGUGAGGUGAUUGAAGGAUUAGAAGAUGAUACUGCUGUGGUAUCAUUAGAUUUACAAGGUGUGGUAUUCCCUUACUUUCCACGACUGGGGCGCUAUAAUCUCAAUUUUCAUGAGGCACAGCAGGCUUGUCUGGACCAGGAUGCCGUGAUUGCCUCCUUCGACCAGCUGUAUGAUGCCUGGCGGGGUGGGCUGGACUGGUGCAACGCUGGCUGGCUCAGCGAUGGCUCAGUGCAAUACCCCAUCACCAAGCCCAGGGAGCCCUGCGGAGGCCAGAACACUGUGCCCGGUGUCAGGAACUACGGGUUUUGGGAUAAAGAUAAAAGCAGAUAUGAUGUGUUCUGCUUUACAUCCAACUUCAAUGGCCGCUUUUACUACCUGAUCCACCCCACCAAGCUGACCUACGACGAAGCGGUGCAAGCUUGUCUCAACGAUGGUGCUCGGAUUGCCAAAGUGGGCCAGAUAUUCGCUGCCUGGAAGCUCCUGGGAUAUGACCGCUGCGAUGCGGGCUGGUUGGAGGAUGGCAGUGUCCGCUACCCUAUCUCUCGGCCACGAAGGCGCUGCAGUCCUACCGAGGCCGCGGUGCGCUUCGCCGGCUUCCCAGAUAAAAAGCAUAAGCUGUACGGUGUCUACUGCUUCAGAGCAUACAACUGAGCGUGCCCUGGAGCACGUCGGGUUUAGAGUCAUUCAGAACAUGUGAAAGGUGUUUUGUUUUUUUUCCGUAUGAACUCAUGCAAGUUACCAAAACUGUGAUAACCCUUUUUUUACUUACUGUAAAGAGUCAUUUUCAUAAAGACCAAUUCAUUAAUUUGUUUUUGUAAAGCUAUCAUUCAAUAUAUAUUAUAAAUUAAUAUAAUUUUAAGGAAAGUCCUACAUGAGGAGGCUUUUGAGCCAAACCCUUUAGGCUAUAUCAUCCCACGGAAGCAUCCUUUCAUGGGCGGGGCAUGCAGUAAUUUGAGGAUUGCUAGGGUUAAGUUAAGGAAAGGAAAGUUACCCGGAGCAGCAGCUUCCACAAGCACAAAUUUUACACAUUUGUACGAUUUUGAAAUGCACAAGAAACAAGUUAGAGCAGCAGAUUUGACAUAAGGCUUCUUUACAUCAACUGAGAUUCUGAGAGGUGGCACAAAACUCAGUCUCACAGGGGAAUAAUCUACACUUUUCUAAAAGUUCCUAUUGCAAGUCUCCAGUAGAAUAUUUUAUUCUUCAAACAUCCUGCCUUUUGACC
This is a messenger RNA of Myotis lucifugus (little brown bat), 2060 nucleotides long. It is a transcript of the gene HAPLN1, whose product is annotated as hyaluronan and proteoglycan link protein 1. Lineage: Eukaryota; Metazoa; Chordata; Mammalia; Chiroptera; Vespertilionidae. Gene Ontology annotation, biological process: cell adhesion. The transcript is spliced from 5 exons. The record is from RefSeq and is a predicted model, not a curated record. Bases 425 to 1489 code for a protein of 354 amino acids. Gene Ontology annotation, molecular function: hyaluronic acid binding.